AUGCAAAUGAAAACAGGUGGAUAUUUUAAGAAAUAUGCUCACUCAUUUAUUUUUCCUAGAAGGACAGGAAGAAAAGGUUUACAAAUAUUGAUGAGUUUAGAAAUAACUUGUUCUAAAUAAAUUAGCCCAAUUUUUUUGAACUCCUAUUCACCGUUAAUAGUUGUUGAUUAAUCAAAUAGAGAAAAAAUUUUAAAUUAUGCAGAACUAUUGAAUGCAAUGUGCGAUUGA
This is a messenger RNA of Paramecium pentaurelia, 228 nucleotides long. The record is from the annotation of a GenBank genome assembly. NCBI's taxonomy places the organism in Eukaryota, Ciliophora, Oligohymenophorea, Peniculida, Parameciidae.